Messenger RNA from Blepharisma stoltei, 948 nucleotides. The record is from the annotation of a GenBank genome assembly. Lineage: Eukaryota; Ciliophora; Heterotrichea; Heterotrichida; Blepharismidae.
AUGUUUGCGCCAUUAUCAAGAAAUUCAAUUUCUCAAAUUCAAGGAAAAGAAAAGCUUCCUCUGCCUUUAGUCUUUCAAAUAAUUUCAGUCAUCCCAACUUCUCAAAACUGCACAAAGUAUUAUUUAUUUAGACUUUCAAUAUCAGAUGGCAUAGACUACCUAAAUGCUCUUAUUUCAAAUACCCGUCUUCAACCAGCGUCUUCAAGCCACUCAGUCACAGAGCUUUCUCUCAUAAAAAUUCACGACUACGCACUACAAAAUGGCAAUUUUGAAAAUAAAAACAGGCAGCUUCUGAUCCUUUUGGAAAUUGAAUUUAUCCAGCAGCUUGAUUUCAUAGUGGGGAACCCAAAAGCUCUUCCUUUGGCCAAGGUGGAAAACGAAGAAAUAAUUGACCCAAAGCCAAGCAUAAGUUCUGCAGUUACAGCUGAAAAUACUCCGUAUGAUUGUCAUAAUGAAGAAAACGACCAAUUGUUUAAUAUAAAUUCAUUCACAAUCCUGCAAUGUAAACAGUGUAAAAACGUAUUGACACAUUCAGGGUAUUGGUUUGAAGGAAUGGUUUUUAGUUUUAUGUUGAAUGUUACAGAAGGGGAAACUGGAAUUUCCAAUCACAAUACAAUGCAGAAAAUCAGUUGCCUUUGUGGAGCUGAUAUAGGAUUUAAAUAUAUUGCUUCUGAGCGAAAACUAGUUGACAAAUAUUUAAUUUACGACAACUCAAUAUCCAGACAGAACUUCCCAAGCUUCAAAGAAAAAACAGUCACAACACAUGAAGUGAUUGUAAAGAGCCAAGAAGUCGGAUUCCUUUUAGAAACGCUUGGAAAAGAAGAACUGGCUGUAAAAGCAUUUCAAGAUAUUUCUCGGAAGUUCCAAGCAAGGCUUGAAUUUGUUGAAGAAGCAGUUAAGAAAAUAGAAAAAGGGAUAGCGAGGGUCUACAAGAAGGUUUUUAAAUAA